This is a messenger RNA of Amborella trichopoda, 1427 nucleotides long. Its product is annotated as mitogen-activated protein kinase kinase kinase 18. NCBI's taxonomy places the organism in Eukaryota, Viridiplantae, Streptophyta, Magnoliopsida, Amborellales, Amborellaceae. The record is from RefSeq and is a predicted model, not a curated record. Gene Ontology annotation, biological process: protein phosphorylation; signal transduction. Gene Ontology annotation, molecular function: ATP binding; protein kinase activity.
UGAAGCUUUAGAGAGAGGAAGUGCAGAGAGAGAUGGAGCUUUAGAGAGAGGAAGUGCAGAGAGAGAUGGAGCUUUAGAGAGAGGAAGUGCAGAGAGAGAUGGAGCUUUAGAGAGAGGAAGUGCAGAGAGAGAUGGAGCUUUAGAGAGAGAAAGUGCAGAGAGAGAUGGAAUGGGAGAAAGGGGCAUGUAUUGGCCAGGGCAGCUUUGGCACAGUGAGCCUAGGCACCCUCCACACUCGUUCAGAAAUCCAAACGGUCGCCGUGAAAACGGCACCGUUCGCUUCUUCGUGGUCACUGCAAAACGAGCAGCGUGUCCUGGCAUGCCUCGACUCGCCGCACGUGGUCCGGUGCUUCGCCCACGAGCAACGAGCCGAUGCCUACAAUCUCUUCCUUGAGUAUGUCCCCGGUGGCAGCUUACUGAAUCUGAUUCAAUCAAGAGGACAUGGAUUGAGCGAAUUGGAGGCACAGACCCAUGCGCGAGGCAUCUUACAAGGCAUUCUCUGCAUACAUGAUGCUGGUUUUGUUCACUGUGAUAUCAAGCCUCAUAAUAUUCUCUUGUCGUCAUCAUCAUCGUCAUCGUCAUGUUUUGCGAAAAUUAUCGAUUUGGGUCUUGCAAAGCCCAAAGAUUAUUGCCAUUCGUUUCUGUCCAUUCGAGGAACGCCCUUAUACAUGUCACCGGAAACUGUCCGGGCCAAACGACAGGACGAGGCAUCUGAUAUUUGGGCGUUUGGGUGCACAGUUUUGGAGAUGCUUACUGGGAAGCAGCCAUGGCGUGAAGUCGACGAUCUUUGCUCUCUUCUAUUACGAAUUGGAUACGGUGACGAAGGACCGGAGGUUCCUCUGGACUUGUCGGAGAAGGCCAGAGAUUUUCUGGGGAAAUGUUUGUUUAGGGACCCUGAGAAAAGAUGGACUGCUGCUCAAUUGCUUCAGCACCCAUUUGUGGAUGUCAAAGUAGAGAGAGAAAACACCACAAUUGAGACUCCAAGGAGUGUUCUUGAUUGCGAUUUGUGGUGUUCGAGUCUGGCUUCUUCUUGCGAUUGGGAUUGCUACUGCGAUCGGGAGCACGGAAAAGGAAACAGAGGAGAGAGAAUUUCUACCUUUGAUCGGAUUCGGCGUUUGGCCAGCUCUUCUCAGAGAAGACCCAAUUGGUCUUUCUCAUCAGUUCACUGGAUCGAUGUCAAGAGACGAGAAAUUAAAGAAUCACAGGAACAAGAAGGAGGGUCUGAUUCUUCGACAUCUAGAGUUGUUGCAGAGGAUCAGCCCUCAGUUUCGGGUGCUAAUCCUGCGAGUUUUGUGAGUAUGGGGUCUUUCUUCCAAGAAUUGAAAGAGGAAGAAGAAAGUAUGUACAUUAUAUCACCUGUUUCUCAUUGUGAUGAUUCAAUGAAUUCAAUUCACAAUUUUUUGUCUCUGGAUUUCAAUAUGAACUAA